CUUUCAUGCAGCAUCAUAUAUGCCUCAGUCUAAGGAUCAGAAUGGAAACUUCCCUGAGAAGAACAUGGACAGGCAAGUGGCCAAAUGUCUUAAGGCUCUGAGCACAGAGGAAGUCUGCCAUUGGUUUACCAGUAUUGGACUGCAGAAAUGUCUUCCUUUCAUCAGAGAGGUAAAACUGUGUGGAGCAGACAUAGCUUCUGUGGAUGUGAACACUCUAGACAUCCUCCAUAUCGCCACGCUGGAAGAUAGGGAGCAGCUACUGUCGGCCAUUUAUAAUGAGCUGCACCCUCCCAGCACCAGCACCCAGAGACUCAACUCUCUGCUCGAAUCCUUGGGCCCUAACAAUGUUGAGACAUUCACUGCAACAUUAGUGUCAAUGAGCAAAUCUAAGUCGGCUCCUCAUGUGAGCUGCCUGAGCAUGAAUCGGCGUUCCCUCAAGCUCAGAAACAACAGCCCAAACUACACGACACAGAGGAAUUCUCAACUGAUAGAGAUUACUAUUAAUGCAUCAGAGCGGAUAGUUCAUCUCAGAACCCCAAAGGAAACAACAGUGGCAAAAAUCAUGGAUUCAUGCAUCAAAAUGUUGGGAGUGACAGAAGAUAAGAGCCUCUUCAUACUGAAAGAAAAGAAAGGUUCAUCAGAGGAGCUUGCACCCGAUCAGCAGAUUGGGAGCCUACUGACAUCAGAGAACAGACAAUUGGAGCUGCACUUGUGUAAAACGGACAAGUCAUCAGGUACUGCUUCACAAAAUGAUCCAGAAGUCAACAGCUCUAAUGAGAACAGCAACAUCAACAAAAAUGUCCAGGUGAACCAGCCAGCUAAGGAAGAGAGGAUCAGGGAGCUAAACCAACAGGUGGACUCGCUACAAAAUGUCAUCCUGCAGGUCCAGGAGCUCCACCACGGCCUGGUAGCGUUUUGCUCAGAGAUAAAGAACAUGGAUGGAGAUGUGGAUGUAGACGAACUGGGCUCUGCUGAGCUGAAGCAGAGGCUGGAGUCGGUUAAAAGCCGACUGGAUGACAAGAGGCAGAGCCUGCAGACCCUCAGAGACAACAUUAACAACGCCACUGCUCACAGGAAGAAACAGUUGGACGUUCGUCUCUUGGAAAAGAUGAAACUGAACUGCCAAGUGUUCAAGGAGGAAAUUUCCAUGGUGCAUCUCAACCGGCAGGUGGCUCACCUCCAAAAUGCUUUGCAAGAAAGCUAUGUUAAGGAGAAAGCUCGGAAAAAGAGUCUGGCCAUUGGUAGCCUGAGCCAGCUGGUGUCACCGCAGUCUCCCGCCAUGCUGCUGGUUGUACAGGAGAACCACAAUCGUGAUGGCCAUUAUGGCUUCACGUGGCGCUACAGAGAAGGCAGCGGACUAGUGGUGGUCAAAGUGGACAACUCUCACCUGUGUGUGGAAGACAGACUGGUGGAGGUGAACGGUGUGCCGGUGGUCGACUCCACACAGGAAGAGCUGACUGACAUCCUGCUGCAGGGACCCAGCGCUAAAAUUGUUGUCCUUCGUCAGCCCCCGCCAACCCCCACCUCCCAGCAGCACCCUCUGGUCCUGCAGCGCAUCGUCAACCCCGAUCCCAUGCAAACAAUCUGCCCAGAAAGGGAUGUGGUCACCAUGGAAACCCCUGCGCGACGGAAGGUGAUGGCCAUCUGA
Sebastes umbrosus (honeycomb rockfish) is the source of this 1648-nucleotide messenger RNA. RefSeq lists its product as uncharacterized. The record is from RefSeq and is a predicted model, not a curated record. Gene Ontology annotation, molecular function: protein binding. Lineage: Eukaryota; Metazoa; Chordata; Actinopteri; Perciformes; Sebastidae. The transcript has 12 exons. Bases 20 to 1648 code for a protein of 542 amino acids.